AUGGAGGCGUCUGUUAAAGAGCAGCUGCUGAACAUGCUGGAUGAUUUAAGAAAAAAGGAGCUGAAACGUUUCCACUGGCACCUGCAGAAUGGAGGUGAUUUCACCCCCAUCAAAAAGAGCCGCCUGGAGAAAGCGAACAGAACAAGAACGGUGGAUCUCAUGGUGGAAACAUAUACUACUGACCAUGUGAUGGAGGUGGCGAGGUUGGUUUUAAAGAAGAUUAAAAAAGGAACUCCCUCAACCCAGGAAGCCUCAUCACUUUCAUCAAAAUCAGAAGAGACUCUUCAGAAGUGUCAACUUAAACUCAAGUCUAAGCUGAAGGAUGAGUUUGAGUGUGUGUUUGAGGGGAUCGCUAAAGCAGGAAGCCCAACCCUUCUGAAUCAGAUCUACACAGAGCUCUACAUCACAGAGGGAGGGACUGCAGAGGUCAAUGAUGAGCAUGAGGUCAGACAGAUUGAAACAGCAUCCAGGAAACCAGACAGACCAGAAACAACAAUCAGACAAGAAGACAUCUUUAAAGCCUCACCCGGAAGAAAUAAACCAAUCAGAACAGUGCUGACAAAGGGAGUGGCUGGCAUUGGGAAAACAGUCUUAACACAGAAAUACACCCUGGACUGGGCUGAAGACAAAGCCAACCAGGACAUCCAGUUCAUAUUUCCAUUCACUUUCAGAGAGCUGAAUGUGCUGAAAGAGGAAAAGUUCAGCUUGGUGGAACUUGUUCAUCACUUCUUUACUGAAACCAAAGAAGCAAGAAUCUGCAGCUUUGAAGACUUCCAGGUUGUGUUCAUCUUUGAUGGUCUGGAUGAGUGUCGACUUCCUCUGGACUUCCACAAAACUACAAUCCUAACUGACCCUAGAGAGUCCACCUCAGUGGAUGUUCUGCUGAUAAACCUCAUCAGGGGGAAACUGCUUCCCUCUGCUCACCUCUGGAUAACCACACGACCUGCAGCAGCCAAUCAGAUCCCUCCUGACUGUGUUGGCAUGGUGACAGAGGUCAGAGGGUUCACUGACCCACAGAAGGAGGAGUACUUCAGGAAGAGAUUCAAAGAUGAGCAGCAGGCCAGCAGGAUCAUCUCCCACAUCAAGACAUCACGAAGCCUCCACAUCAUGUGCCACAUCCCAGUCUUCUGCUGGAUCACUGCUACAGUUCUGGAGGAUGUGCUGGAAACCAGAGAGGGAGGACAGCUGCCCGAGACCCUGACUGAGAUGUACAUCCACUUCCUGGUGGUUCAGGCCAAAGUGAAGAAGGUCAAGUAUGAUGGAGGAGCUGAGACAGAUCCACACUGGAGUCCAGAGAGCAGGAAGAUGAUGGAGUCUCUGGGAAAACUGGCUUUUGAUCAGCUGCAGAAAGGAAACCUGAUCUUCUAUGAAUCAGACCUGACAGAGUGUGGCAUCGAUAUCAGAGCAGCCUCAGUGUACUCGGGAGUGUUCACACAGAUCUUUAAAGAGGAGAGAGGACUGUACCAGGACAAGGUGUUCUGCUUCAUCCAUCUGAGUGUUCAGGAGUUUCUGGCUGCUCUUCAUGUCCAUCUGACCUUCAUCAACUCUGGACUCAAUCUGAUGCAAGAACAACAAAUAACCUCCAAGAAACCUAAAAGAAGAGAAUCUGUAGAGAAACACUUCUACCAGAGUGCUGUGAACAAGGCCUUACAGAGUCCAAAUGGACACCUGGACUUGUUCCUCCGCUUCCUCCUGGGUCUUUCACUGCAGACCAAUCAGACUCUCCUACGAGGCCUGCUGACACAGACAGGAAGUAACUCACAGACCAAUCAGAAAACAGUCCAGUACAUCAAGGAGAAGCUCAGUGAGAAUCUGUCUGCAGAGAAAAGCAUCAAUCUGCUCCACUGUCUGAAUGAACUGAAUGAUCGUUCUCUAGUGGAGGAGAUCCAACAAUACAGGACUUCAGGAAGUCUCUCAACAGGUAAACUGUCUCCUGCUCAGUGCUCAGUUCUGACCUUCAUGUUACUGUCAUCAGAAGAAGAUCUGGAUGAGUUUGACUUCAAGAAAUACUCUGCUUCAGAGGAGGCUCUUCUGAGAAUGCUGCCAGUGGUCAGAGCCUCCAACAAAGCUCUACUCAGUGGCUGUAACCUGUCAGAGAGAAGCUGUGAAGCUCUGUGCUCAGUCCUCAGCUCCCAGUCCUGUAGUCUGAGAGAGCUGGACCUGAGUAACUCUGACCUGCAGGAUUCAGAAGUGAAGGUUCUGUCUGCUGGACUAAAGAGUUCCCAGUGUGCAGUGGAAACUCUCAGUCUGUCAGGCUGUCUGAUCACAGAGGAAGGCUGUACUUCUCUGGCCUCAGCUCUGAGCACCAACCCCUCCCAUCUGAGAGAGCUGGACCUGAGCUACAAUCAUCCAGGUGACUCAGGAAUGAAGCUGCUGUCGGCUGGACUGAAGGAUCCAGGCUGGAGACUGGACACUCUCAGCAGAGAUUGUUUUGCCUUCACCAGUCCUCCAAGUGUUCCACCUCCUUCCUGUAGCCGGUCUCAUCAUUGUUUGUGUUGCAACCAACCACAGCUGUGUCGUCCGCAAACUUUACAAUAUGACAGCCUGGAUGGUUGGGCAAAACAGCCAGUUCGCUGGACACGACGCUCCUGUGUCAGCGCAGAGCAGGUUCCAGGGACCACCCGCGCCUCCAGCGGCAGCUCCGGCGCUAGUCCGGUGGCCACCCACGUAGCAAGCAGCGGCGGCACAGCAGGCAUGGAACAACUCACAAUCGACACAAACACAGUGAACGCAAACCUCCAACUGUCUGACAACAACAGGAAGGUGACACAUGUGGAGGAGGUUCAGUCAUAUCCUGAUCAUCCAGACAGAUUUGAUGUUCAUCCUCAGCUGCUGUGUAGUAAUGGUCUGACUGGUCGCUGUUACUGGGAGGUCGAGUGGAGAGAAGAUAUUGAUAUAUCAGUGAGUUACAGAAGAAUCGAAAGGAAAGGAAGAAGUAAUGGCCGUUUGUUUGGAGGGAAUGAUCAGUCCUGGGGUCUGUACUGCUCUGAUGUUCCUGUUUUUGUCUGGCACAAUAACAGAUCAACAUCCAUCUCCUCCUCCUCCUCCUCCUCCUCUGUCUCUAACAGAGUAGCAGUGUAUGUGGACUGUCCUGCUGGCACUCUGUCCUUCUACAGAGUCUCCUCUGACACUCUGAUCCACCUCCACACCUUCAACACCACAUUCACUCAAACUCUUUAUCCUGGAUUUACGUUCUAUCCUGGUUCCUCAGUGUCCCUGUGCUGA
Molecule: messenger RNA, 3225 nt
Organism: Oreochromis niloticus (Nile tilapia)
Lineage: Eukaryota; Metazoa; Chordata; Actinopteri; Cichliformes; Cichlidae
Product: protein NLRC3-like
Exons: 8
Coding region: 1-3225 (1074 amino acids)
Molecular function (GO): protein binding
Source: RefSeq, a predicted model, not a curated record